AUGGAGGCUGAUGAGGAGCAGCAGAGGCUCCAGUUUCAGACCCUGCAGGAACAGGAGCAGCAGCGCCUUCAUAAGCAGCUGAAGAAAAAGAAUCAUAUCUCUUUGGAGAAGGAAGAGGACAAGAUGAGCUCGAAUGGGCAGGACAUUCUGAACCUGCCUGAGGACAAGGGGGACAAGGAGGACUUGGUGCUGGAGCACUCUAACUCCAGCUCCAGACUGCUAAAGAAGGAGAAUGAUCAGCUCCAAGACCAAGGGUUUAGAGAGCUUCGGGAUGAGAACGAAAAACUCUAUAAACUCCUGAGCGACAAGGAGUCUGAGAUCAAGUACCUGAAGAAGAAGAUGGAGGAGGAGAACAAGCUGGCUUUAGUGGGCACAGUACGAAUGGCAACAGAUGUAGCAGCAGCCAAGAUCGUAGAGCUUUCAAAGAUGAACCGGGAACUCUUAGUGGGGAUGGAGAGAGAGAAAGCCAAGAGCAAACAGAUGAACAAUAGAGUGAGAGAGCUGGAAAGAGAGCUGCAAGAUACAGCAGAAUUCAGUAAUAGAGUGAAAGAAGACCACAAACUGGACCUGAGGAGCUCACAGCAAGAGUCCACUCCGCUGAUGAAGUCUCUACAAGAGAAACUGAACAUAGCCCAGUUUAAAAUGAGUGAAUACCGUAACCAGAUUCAGGCUGUCAAACAGGAGCUGAAGGUCGCACACAAGGUUCUGAGCAGUGAGGUCGGGGAGCAUGUAUGUGUUCAGCAGAUCCUCAGUUCUCCAGGAAGCUGGAAAGGAAGAGCACAGCAGAUCCUGGUCCUGCAGGCCCGCGUGAGAGAUCUAGAACAGCAGCUGAGCUCACUGUCCAACAGGAAGCAGACAGGAGAGUUCAGCCCGGAGCAGUGCAUGCUGGGAAAAGGAGUCCAUCAGAGGAACCAGGACAAGAACCAGAGCUACAUCCACAACUUGGAACGAGACAGGAAGGAGGCACUGGAGAAGCAGAUUAUGGAGUAUGAGCUCAUACUGAGUGAAAACGGUGAGCUGAAGAAGAAGCUGGACAGCAGCAAAGCGAGGAUCCACAUCCUUAGUGCUGAGCUCCAAGCCCUCAAAACUCAACUGUCCAUGGUGACUGAGAAGGGUCAGCAUGACAGUGAGCUCAUCGACGGACUGCUGAAGCAGCAGGCUGAGCUACAGGCUAUGAUGAUUCAUCUGGGUCAGACAGAGGGGCAGAGCACAUACAGAGCACAUACAGUACAGAAGCACAAAUCACAAGAGGCUCAGAGACACAUUGACCUGAUCACACAGCUCAAACUGUUGGUGAAGGAGAAAGAGGAGCAAGUUCAGAAGCUCAAGCGAGAGAUCCAACGGCUCACACUCCUCAAACAGGAGGCUACUGACACAGAGAUGAAGAUUAGCCAUGCCCACCUGAUGGUCAUAGAGGAAGGAGACAGAAGGUCCAGCUCUGCCAGGUCAGUCUCAAACCUGGGACCUGAACUUGCUGACUCAGGUCUGACACUGUCUCCUGGAAACAUCACUGAUCUCAGAGAGCAGUCGGAGGCACUGUGCUCUGAGUGUGCUGCUCUGCAGGUUCAGUGUUUAGAGUUUAAAGCUCUGUGUCAGGCAGCUAACGUGGAGAGAGAUCAUUUGCUGGAGCUCACCAAAGUUCAGCAGAGGAGGGAAGUGGAGGCCAUUCAGAAGUGCGCAGACGCUGAGCAGAGGCUUCAGGAUGAGCAUCGCCACUGUGUGGUUCUGGAGCAGCAGCUGGAGAGACUGACGCUAGACUCUGAAAAUGAACAAAGAGUCAAUUGUAGCAGGACAGGUAGCCUAAAUGUAUCUAAGAAACAGGACGGUAUUUCACCCAGAAGAGCUGCAGAGUUGAUGCAUGACACUGAGAUCAGUGAACUCAGUACACAACUUGCUAUCCUGCAGGAGGAGUUGGAGGCUCUGAGGUUAUCUCUGAAACGAGUCUUGCAGGCUAAAGAGGAGGACCUGCAGCUCUACACCAUCAUGAUCCGUCACAUCAAGCAAGUCUUCCUUCAGGCUCUGCAGCAGUACAAACGGAGCUCAAAACAGGAAAUGUAGCACAGGAGUCUUCCUAUCCAUCAGAGCUGGACUCCCACAAACUUCAAAUUUGAGCAGUCUGUAUGAGAUUUUAAUUUCCAUGGCCAGGAUUUUAGUAUUUAGGCUCUAGAUCUUGGCAACCUGCCCCAGAUUUUUGUUUCCAUUCCCAGGAUUUUAACAUCUACUGUAGGCUCCAAAUCUUGGAUAUCUGUCCCAGAUUUUAGCAUAGAGGGUCUAGAUUGUAGCCCUAAAUCUUUGGCCACUAGAUUUUAGCCCACAUGCCAAAAAUCUAACCUUCUUGGUCUCAGAUCUGAAGCCUUCAAGUCCCAGACGCUAGUUGCAAUGGCCCAAUUUCCAAUUCCUAGAAUCCAAGAUCUAAAACUUAGUCCCAAAACCUGAGAUAGAUAGAUAGAUAGAUAGAUAGAUAGAUAGAUAGAUAGAUAGAUAGAUAGAUAGAUAGAUAGAUAGAUAGAUA
Neoarius graeffei (lesser salmon catfish) is the source of this 2512-nucleotide messenger RNA. RefSeq names its product coiled-coil domain-containing protein 13-like. The record is from RefSeq and is a predicted model, not a curated record. The coding region runs from base 1 to 2058 and encodes 685 amino acids. The transcript has 14 exons. Lineage: Eukaryota; Metazoa; Chordata; Actinopteri; Siluriformes; Ariidae. Gene Ontology annotation, cellular component: centriolar satellite. Gene Ontology annotation, biological process: cytoplasmic microtubule organization; non-motile cilium assembly.